Molecule: messenger RNA, 1752 nt
Organism: Boeremia exigua
Lineage: Eukaryota; Fungi; Ascomycota; Dothideomycetes; Pleosporales; Didymellaceae
Product: alpha/beta hydrolase
Exons: 1
Coding region: 80-1387 (435 amino acids)
Source: RefSeq, a predicted model, not a curated record
CAAUCUCGGACGAUUGCAAUGGCAAAACGACUCAUUGUAAGAUUCCCGUUCUUAGUUGACGACAAACCACAUUUCAACAAUGCACAAAUUUUUUAAAAACACAUGGCUCGACUUUGAGGUCAUUCGCAUCCUGGGUACAGCUUCAAAUGGAGGAGCAGAGCUUUGCGAGGUCCUUGAGGCUGUUGCAUCCAUCAAGGAGGGCGAUGCGCAGUCCUGGCAUGAUGCGUGGAAGAAUCAGGCCGACAGGGCAGAGGCGACUGCCUACCGGUGUCUCAAAGACGGAAAUCGCGAACUGGCCAGACGAGCCUUCUUACGUGCUUCGAACUAUACACGGGCGAGCCAGUACAUGUUUAUCGGCGCGACGCCAUCGCAGCAGGACCCUCGCUGUCUGCCGAUUGCUGAAAAGGGCAUUGAACUGUUCAGGAAGGGCGUUGAGCUGUGUGAUGGAGGCGUGAGGUUCUUGGACAUUCCAUACCCUGGUGGCAUCUUCUUGAAGGGAUACCUCUAUCUGCCACACCCUUCCAAACGAAUCACCGGUAAAACGCCAGUAUUGAUUAAUUGUGGCGGUGCAGACUCUAUCCAGGAGGAGUUGUACUUCUUGAACCCGUCAGCCGCCCCCGAUCUAGGCUAUGCAUGCCUCACUUUUGACGGGCCUGGCCAAGGAGUGGCGCUGCGUAGGGACGGUCUUACCCUUCGACCAGAUUGGGAACACGUAAUUCGUCAUGUACUGGACUACGUAAUAGCCUUCUCCAAAAAGAACACCGACCUCAACCUCGACCUUGAUAGAAUCGCGAUUUCUGGAUCUGCUCUUGGAGGCUAUUUUGCUCUACGCGGUGCGACGGAUUCGCGCAUCAAAGCUUGUGUAGCCAUGGACCCGUUGUACGAUAUGUGGGAUUUCGGCACUCAGCAUGUGUCGCCUGCUUUCAUCAACGCAUGGAUGAGCGGUUGGCUGUCGAAAUUUGUUGUUGACAGUAUCAUCAACGUGGGGGCAAGCCUUAACUUUCAGCUCAAGUGGGAGAUUUCUGUCUCAGGUGCUUUUUGGAAGCUGGAUCACCCAACAGAUAUCCUUUUGGAGAUGAAGAAAUACACGUUCCGUCAGCAUGGUGGCAAGAACUAUCUAGAUGGUGUGUCCUGUCCGACGUUAAUAUCAGGCGCCGCCAACUCAUUGUACCUGAACGUAGACAGUCAUACCAUGAUGGUAUGGCAGCACUUGAACAGUGUAUCCGAACAGGAGAAAGAGCUCUGGAUGGCGAACACACCAGCAGAUGGUGCAUUGCAGGCCAAAAUUGGAGCAUUUGGGUUGAGUAACGAAUACACUUUCCGUUUCCUAGACGAGAAGCUGGGAGUGAAGAGAGGAGGAUUGAACCCGACUGAGAAGAACAUGUGAGCUGAGCUAGGCCUACCGAACUUACAAAUCUCUUUCUUUCAAUUACGCGAAGUUGAUAGAGAACGUAGCUGCAAGUGGCACGGCGAUAUGAGACUAUCUUGGAAAGUCUGAAAUGAUCUGAACUAGCAUAAAUAAAAUUUCGUUUCACACCGCAAACUAGACCGUUAUUUGUUUGUUUGUCUACAUGUGCCAUCUUGGCCAUUGUCUUGCCGAACAAAUUUUCGACAGUGAGCGUCUGCAGGUCACAACAGGAUCCAAUUCAGGGCUUGGCUAUGCUUGAGAACUAGAAUGAUAACAACGCUACUAUUCUUGCAAUACCUCUUACCUCUAGAGUGGAUUGGUCCACCCGGGCAGUCCAUUCCAGC